This is a messenger RNA of Trichomonas vaginalis G3, 576 nucleotides long. RefSeq lists its product as uncharacterized. The transcript has a single exon. The record is from RefSeq and is a predicted model, not a curated record. The coding region runs from base 1 to 576 and encodes 191 amino acids. NCBI's taxonomy places the organism in Eukaryota, Parabasalia, Trichomonadida, Trichomonadidae.
AUGAAAGUUUUUAAUACAAAGCUUCAAACGGUAGUGAGAGAACAACUGACUGCGGAAGGGCAUCCAUUACCUUCAGAAGUUACCAUAGCAUAUAAUUUUGAAACAAACUCAAUAGAUUUUAAAGUCAUCUCUGCAAAGAAGUCAGGAUUUACAUUUAAUGAAGCAGAUGUAUAUUCGAAUGAAAACUUCAAAGCUAUUGCAUGGUUAGAUAAUGACGAUUGCUUUAAGAAAAUAUUUAAAUUCAGUGACUCAAAGAUGUCAAUAGAUGACCUUCGUGGAAUCUUACCAUCGACGUUUACAGUUGAAGGUUCAGCAGGAUUGCUUACAAGAUUGUCAAUUGGUGGCGUUUGGUCUCGUGAGAACAUUGUUAUAAAAUCCAGUAUAAGUGAAUUUGCUGAAGAAUCUUUAUUAUGUCUUUCAAACUACAUGUAUUCGCCGCCGAAGCAUUAUAGUAUAACAAACUUUGUCAGUAAGUUUAACAUAAGACUUGUCGAACCUUCUUCAAUGAAAGAUGUUGUGCUACCUAAAGAUGGAAAGGAUGGACUCAUUAUUGAGAUGAUUUUAAUUGCAUAUUAA